AACGAUUUCAUGCUACCUCAACGACGUGAGUUUGAGUAUCAACGUGGCGACAUCCGCUAUCAAAACUUUCUUUAUCUUGUUUAGAACAAUUUAACUUGCUUUCACGAACAGGUGUUUUGAGUCUGAUCCACGCCUUUCGAGUCUCCUAUCGUCAUAGCGUGUUUAUGCUGCGUUUAUUGUUAAUGGUGGUAUAUAUAUAGGCGUUUACUCGCCUAGGGAUCAGAAGCUAUUUGCCAUUGCUGUGUGUGUUUGCGACCAAACUAUUUUCUGCCUUCAACAGCACAGGAUGAUUUCAAGGAGCGUAUUUGUGCUUGGGCUUCUCUCACUGGCAGUGGUGGCCUUCGCUGAACAGGAAGACGCAAGCAAGCACUCGGCUCUGCCAAAGAGUAUCAAGCAGUCAAAGAAGCGGACUUGUUUGUCAUGGGACUGCGCGGACGGUGACGAGAGCGAAGGUCUACAAGUAGUCAUAGCCGAGCCCCCCUACGAGGAAGAAUACGAAGACGAUUCCCAUGAACGCGCGGGGUCCGAGAAUGGAGAUGUGAGGUACCCCGUUUUGGAAGAUAUUUUCGGGAAAAGGGCGAAGAAGGGUGGUUCACGGCGGUGUCUUGGUUGGAUGUGCAGAGAAAAGCGAGCGAAAGAGCAAGAUAAAAAGAGAAAAGUAUCACCCCAAAGGCGAAGAACCGUCAAGUCAGGGAGUGGUAGCAGCAUUUUCCCGGUCAAGAGAAGCAAACUAACGAAGAAAUGUUUAGGGUGGGAUUGCCACAACUACAGAAGAUCGGAUGACAAAAAGCGGAUGGAAGCACGGAAGGGGGCGAGGCGAGAAGAACAAGCUAAAAAACGCGAAGGAAACGAAACCCAGCAGAAGGGGAACAAACGCUGCUUGGGGUGGAAAUGCAGUUAUUAUUAUAAGAAGAAGCGAGGCAUGGCGCGGGAUACAGGCUCUCGAGAGUGGAGGAGGACGGUCAAGGAAGCGGCACAAAAACGAUCAACUGGACUAAAAAACGAUGGAGUUAUACCGAUUUAGUGUGGACUCGGAUUCUUACAAGAGCAGCAAAACCGAAGUGCGCACAACACAGACUGGAUAUUCGACCAUUUACACCUGUAUCAUUUGUAUAUGCAUGGAUAUGGGAUACAUCUCAACAAGCAAUUUUCUCAUAGACGAUUUGUAGUUACUAUUUUGGCGACACCUAUAGAACAAGAUUAAUAACAGAACCGUUUCCUCGUGAAGAGAAAUGCGGUCCGUUUUUUGGCGCGCAAAGAAAUGAGACAUCAUAAUAGAAACCUAGUUCCUUGCGCUCUUACCGGGUUUCCGGUGCACAUAGAUGAACCGUGAGGAAGCGUGGGUUCUGGGUCGGGAUUUCCCAAAGACUUCAUGUCUUUUAACCACCACAGGAUACCCGAUAGGAACAUCUUAGCCUUGGCUGCAUGACACAACCGCGCUGUUAACGGGCCUUGAUGUUCGAUAGUCUUUGCGGGCGUGCACUAAUCACGGAAACAGUCUGCGUUACUCAAAAUUAUAUUGUGUUAUAGUUCAUUUUAUUUCAUAAAUAAAGAAAUACUGAGUGAAUGCAUAAA
Nematostella vectensis (starlet sea anemone) is the source of this 1575-nucleotide messenger RNA. RefSeq lists its product as uncharacterized. The coding region runs from base 287 to 1024 and encodes 245 amino acids. The transcript is spliced from 3 exons. NCBI's taxonomy places the organism in Eukaryota, Metazoa, Cnidaria, Anthozoa, Actiniaria, Edwardsiidae. The record is from RefSeq and is a predicted model, not a curated record.